AUGCCCAAAUUAAUCUCAUCUUUAUCAUCAAUUUCACCAGAUGAGAAAGCAUUUCAAAAUUUGGUCGUUUGGCUAGAAGACACGAUUAUAAGGCAUUGCAAAGUCAAUGAAAGAGACGAAUUGCGAGCUAUCGAUAGCCAAACUUGGCCUGAUCAUUUUACAAAAUACCUAAAAUUACUGAAAUGCCCAGUCAAAUCCAAUCAAAGGAAAGAAAUUACUGAAUGGCUGUUAGGAUAUGCAUGUCGCUUAAAAUUUCAAGACAAUCUGCAAUUAUAUCAGAGUGAACCCAACAUUACUCUGCAUAAAAUACAAAAGUUGGAAAUCGAUGAGUUGUUGGCUAUAUCGGAUGAUGAUCCUCAAUUGAGAUCCGGAAUUAGACAACUAGCUGAACUACUUGAAAUGCCACCAUACCAAGAUCAAGAUCAACAUUUACUAAUGCUAGAGGGUAUUCGUAAUCUUAUCGAAAGUAAACUGUCUUCAAAUAGUCUUAAUAGCAACCAAUCAGCCCAAGAAGAGGAACUCUACCGCUCACUCGCUAGUACUCCUAGCUGUGUACCUAGUGUGAAAGAUCCAGUUGUUGAGCAGGCCGCAAAAAUCAUACAAAUUCUACAUAUAGCUGAACUGCGCGAACUACAGAAUGGUAUUAAUGCUGCUAUUGUCGCUGUGCAACGUUUAACUGCCAAUCCGAAGACAGAUCGUUCACUUGGUAAAGUUGGAAGAUAA
Molecule: messenger RNA, 723 nt
Organism: Trichoplax adhaerens
Lineage: Eukaryota; Metazoa; Placozoa; Uniplacotomia; Trichoplacea; Trichoplacidae
Exons: 7
Coding region: 1-723 (240 amino acids)
Biological process (GO): tRNA splicing, via endonucleolytic cleavage and ligation
Cellular component (GO): tRNA-splicing ligase complex
Molecular function (GO): RNA binding
Source: RefSeq, a predicted model, not a curated record